This is a messenger RNA of Populus euphratica (Euphrates poplar), 1482 nucleotides long. RefSeq names its product alkaline ceramidase 3-like. Gene Ontology annotation, cellular component: membrane. The record is from RefSeq and is a predicted model, not a curated record. The transcript is spliced from 3 exons. Gene Ontology annotation, molecular function: hydrolase activity, acting on carbon-nitrogen (but not peptide) bonds, in linear amides. NCBI's taxonomy places the organism in Eukaryota, Viridiplantae, Streptophyta, Magnoliopsida, Malpighiales, Salicaceae. The coding region runs from base 307 to 1071 and encodes 254 amino acids. Gene Ontology annotation, biological process: defense response to other organism; ceramide metabolic process; autophagy.
CCUCAUCCAACGAAUCCUUUGCCUUACAAGUGUUGUCCAAACACUCGUUUCUAAAAUAUAACCUUUUCCUCCACGCGCUCAGCACAGUCGCUAUGAAAAGCCCUAAACCGCUCCCGAAUCGGCAUCGGGCAGCACUGGUCCGUUUUGCUUUAGCCCCGUGUUGUUUGUUGUUAUUAUUAUUAUUCGAAGAAGAAAGAAAGAACUGUAGAAUAGAUCUGAUUUUUACGAAGGUUAUGAUCUCUUCAAUAUUCUAGCAGAAAGUCCAUCAGUUGAGUUAUCUUACACUUUGUGCAUAUACAUAGAAGAAUGGCUGAAGCAAUAUCAAGCUUUUGGGGACCUGUAACAUCUGCCGAGUGGUGUGAAAAAAAUUAUGUCUAUUCAUCUUAUAUUGCUGAAUUUUUCAACACCGUAUCAAAUAUCCCAGGCAUUCUCUUGGCACUCAUCGGCCUUAUAAAUGCUUUAAGACAACGGUUUGAGAAGAGGUUUAGCGUACUUCACAUAUCUAAUAUGAUACUUGCCAUUGGAAGUAUGCUAUACCAUGCCACUCUGCAACGCGUGCAGCAGCAAGGUGAUGAAACACCCAUGGUUUGGGAAAUGCUUUUGUAUUUCUACAUCCUCUACUCACCAGAUUGGCACUACCGAAGUGUGAUGCCCACCUUCUUGUUCCUUUAUGGAGCUGCAUUUGCGAUUUUCCAUGCACUGGUCCGUUUUGAAAUUGGUUUCAAGGUACAUUAUGUGAUUCUUUGCCUUCUCUGUGUUCCCCGGAUGUACAAGUACUACAUCUACACAAAAGAUGCAUCUGCAAAGCGGCUUGCAAAAUUAUAUUUGGCUACCAUUUUCAUGGGAAGUCUUUGUUGGCUUUUUGAUCGCCUAUUCUGCAACAACAUUUCUCAGUGGUACUUCAACCCCGAGGGACAUGCUUUAUGGCAUGUCUUGAUGGGGUUCAAUUCAUAUUUUGCAAACACAUUCCUGAUGUUUUGGCGUGCUCAGCAGUUGGGUUGGAAUCCAAAAGUUGCCCACUUCAUGGGUUUUUUCCCAUAUGUGAAAAUUCAAAAGCCAAAGACCCAGUGACAGGCGCUGCAAAGCAAACGGCGUCUUUCCUUUCCACCUCGUUUGGAGGCAGAUAUAUGGUUUUGGAAGAUAACAACCCUUAGCAACACAAUUCUUUUCUCCUUCAAUUUUCUAAAUGGUUGUAAAUGAUAGUUGAAUAUCUUGACAUCAUUAGUUGGAUUUUGCCAUCUUGGUUAAUUUAAAUUGUAUAAUUAGUGGGGUUUUGCUCUGAAAAUUUUUUGCUUGGAGGGUUCUCUAAUUUUCUCGCAUGUCAAAGUUCUUUCUUUUAGCCUAAAAAUGUAAAUUGGCUAAUUUGUUAUCCUUUAAUCCUAGUCAUCAAACACUGAUUAUGAGAAGCUUUUGGAAAGCUGUCAUUCGUACACGUUUCUUCUUUUUUUCUUGGCGUACACCAUACACUAGAGGUUUGUUGAA